UUUCGAUGGUCUUUUAUAAGUGAGUUCUUAUGAUCUUUUUUCCCCAGACUUACAGUGACUUGUGAAAUAUCAAAUUAUAAAAAUUGGCCUUUUAUUCUCUUGACCGUGCUUCAUCUUGUAGAAAAACUGAUUAAUUACUCAAAAAUACGUAGAUUCAGGGAAAUGCGAACUAACCGUGUUUAGAAAAAUAGAGCCAUGAUAGUGUUGCUCAUCUACACCGCACUCCGAAAUGUAAUAUUGUCGCCAUAUGGAAGACAAAAUUAAACCAGUUUAUCAUACAGAGUAGGAUGUUUCUCAAUACUGCACGGAGGGGCCGGAAUAUUACGUCGAGCAUUUAUCAGUUUAAUAUAGAAAAUUUUUGAAUAUUCCCAUUGCAAAUUAUGUUGUGAAUAUUUGUUUAAGGACGAAAUAUCCCAUUAAGUAUUUCAACUUGGGAAAGUACUGUGAUGCAGUCAUCUUUCAUGGCAUGUUCUCUUAUCCAAUAACGUGCAUAUACCUGCUGGUUUCUUGGUACAUGCGUAUCAAUACUGUGGAACGAUUCUUGAUCUUUGUUGGGUGCUGGCAUAGUAGCUCUAUUUCUUUGCAAGAUAUAGCUAUGUUAAGUGUAGAUGCCUGGAUCGCGAUAUUUUUGGUGGAAGCGUAUGAUUUAUCUCUGGAUAGCGUUGUUAAUGGUGUUUGCAAAUGUUUUUACUAGACAGGAUUUCUUCGAAUGUUCAACCUGUAAGACUUUUUAAACCGGUCCAUGCACGACGGAUCAUAAGUCCUCUUCAGAGAAUCAAGCAUAGAAAAAAGACUGACUUCUUGUAUUCUCUAAUAUAAGAUAACCUCAUGAUGUGUCCGAAAUAUCUUUGGUCAAGCCGUAGGAGGGUUGCCAUUUCAGAAUAACUUAUUCAAUCAGGUGAAACCUUAAUCUUGACAUAUGUAAACGUCUUAUAUGUGCAUUGCAAGUUUUUCUGCAAAGCAUUUGCGAAACGACAGCUGUAUCAAGCAAUAUGCUGCAGAUGCGUAACUGCUGUUGGACAUUUCGUGGAUGUCACCGACAACCCAGUAUCUUUCUCAAACAGCUGGGAUCGUCUCAAAAGAAGUGAAUUGCUUGAGUGAAAAGGGCUACUAUUUAUCAGACUGAAACAAUACAAUAAUAACAGGCGAUAUAUCCGUUAGUCAAAAGUGCACUUAAAAUUCUGAAGAUCUAGAAUAAGAUGUGUGGUAAUUCAAUUUCAGCUGAAGUCAUCGGAUAAACCACUAAAAAAACUGAGCUAUUGAAUCGCCACUCUAAUAUGGAUUAUAGAGAGGCAAAACUUGUGGUCCAUUUAAAAGACAUAUACUGGUUUGACUAUGGUUCUUGGCCACUUGUACACAAAAUUAGAUAAUGUUUAUCCAGAAAAUCGGGUGAAUAACAACAACAAUAACAAGAGUUGAAGAUGAAAACAAAUGACGUUAGGAAAGCUAAAUUUAGUCUGUUUUACAGUGCGUUCGAAAUCAGUCAUAAAGUAGUUGCCUACGUGUAAUCUCGAAAAUAAGCAUUUUGCAGUUGGUUUGUAGUACAGCCAAAGUUGCAUUUAUUAAGUGCGUGAUUAUGUUGUAAUUAGAACUGGCUACUUAAUUUUAAGCUGCUUUGAGAAGUAAAAAUUUAAGUAAUAAGUAAGAUAAUAUUCAUAAUAUUCUGUAGAAAUCGCUUGCAUUUGCGCUUGUCUGUCUGUCUGUCUGUUUUCGACGUAGAACUUUGCACAAAUGUGCGGAAGUUCAAGUCGCCACACUCCGUGCAGCACGCGAAGCAAGAGAAGAAAGUACAAGGAAAGCAUAAUAGAAACAGUGAGCAGAGGUGUGGGACAAAAGAGUAACAAAGAAAAACAAAACAGUUUCAUUGGAAAUCAUAAGUCACAAGGAGUGGAUGCAUCUGCGCCACUGAGAACGAUUUUGAGCCAUGUCACCAAUUGUUUCCAACCAUAGAUUUUUACCGUCCUGAGGACCCCAGCCUGGAAGUCUACACCUUCCUACGUGGCUUAGACCAACUGUUGUGGAUUUCAUUGACUGGUGCAGCCAUGUUUUUGUUUGACCGCCGCUAGCUUUUUUCUAGCCUGACUCUAUAUCCGCUAACAUUGCUCGUCGAGGGAGGCGAUGGCUUGGCAUACGUAACACAUGUCCUAACCAUCUCAGUCUUUGUAACUUCACGACUUCGUCGAUUAAUUUCCCCUGUUUACCUAGCACUCGACGCCUAACUUCAAUGUUGCUCACCUUAUUAUGCCACUUUACACGGGAAAUAGAGCGCAGGUACCUAUGAUCAAAGACAGCUAGUCUUUUCAUGUCUUCCACUCUCAGUGGCCAGGUCUCACAACCAUAAAGGAGGACGGAGCGGACUGAUGAGCAGUACACCCACCCUUUGGUCGAUAGUCGAACAUCUCGUCUACGCCAGAGUCGGCGUAAACUGGCAAAUGCGAAACGAGCCCCCUGUAUUCUUGCUGAGAUUUCGUCAGAGAUCAACGCGUUGGGGCUGAUGGUACUUCCCAAAUAAGUGAAGCGGUCAACGUGCUCUACAACUUCACUUCCUAUUUUUAAACUAGGCGUCGAUGUAGUCCAGUCCUGUAACAUCAUCUUGCAUUUGGCGGGAGCGAAUCGCAUGUCAAACAUUCGUAGAUUGCGGCUCAAGGUGUUCAGAAGACUCUGCAUUUCGUCAGCGUCUUCGCCUAGAAGGACUAUAUCGUCUGCAUAUUCCAAGUCAACGAGAUUAUUCCCUGUGCAUUUGCACUUGGCAGUGAUCUACAUGUAUUGUAUGAGGACUAUUAAUAAGCAUUAUUAUAAGCAUCGGUGGCCACUAUUCUAUGGCGAACAUUAAGUGGUGAGUGCAUAUACAAAUCUCAUUGGACGUAUCAUAUAGUCAUAAAGUCAUGUAGCAUCCUUGGGAAGAAUGUCGACAUGAAGGCAACAUGAUGCUCGUCGACCAUAUGCAAUGCUGAGUAUCAGCUGUGAGGUAGCAUCUCUUGAAUAUGUUUUACGGUGAUCAUUUGGCAUGUAAACGAUUCUCAUGGCUGGGAUAUUGAGAUACCUGAUUUGCUGUUAUAUCAUGUCACGAUACAUUUGUUCCAAAGGGACUUUGGAUACUCAUUCAGUGUGCUGUACCUGAAUCUGACCUUAUACAACCUACGCCUUCAGUAGUUUAAGCAAUCGACUUUCCGUCAGUGGGUGUUGAGUUCGAAUCUCCACUUAUCAACUUUAGCCCACACAAAUGAUAUUCUCAGCUUUCAAACAAUAAGUAUGACUCGUAGCCUGGAGAAGCUGUCAAUGUUAAAUGAGUUCUUAAAAGAAAAUAGAAAUACAUGCUACGUUAUCUGGAUUAAGACUGAACUAGAGUUUGUUGUUUUUCAGGUAAGAAUGUCUUCGAGAUUAUCUUGCAGUAAUUGACUGUAACGGUUGAUAGUAGAAGCUGAAAUGUAAAUGAGUCACAGCAGGAGUCGUACUAGCAUACUCUGCAUGACAACAUUCAGGUUACUUCACUCGAGAUUAUUUAACCUUCAACUGAAAUUCUUCAGUAAUUUAUAGUAUCCACUAAUCAAAUAGUUCCUGGAUAAAUUGGAGUUUGUGCUAGCACCUAGAAGUCAUCCUAAAGUCAUUUUAUUUGAAGUAUUAUAUUCACUAGUUGUAGGACAGAUAACUAUUACUUGCUUUUAUUUGGCAAAAGUAAUAUUACAGCAAACCAACAUAUGUCUGACUGUGAAGGGAGUACCAAGUAAAUUAUACUAACAAGGCGCUCUCGUGUAACCGUGUAAAAUCUUAUUGAGAUUUUUCAUCUAGAACGAUUGUAUGACUUCGAAUACAUAAGGAUUUACUUCUUACCAAUUAAUUUUUCAAGUUAAUAUAGAAUACGCGAAUUGUGCUUCUUUUACGUGAAAAGUCUGACGAAAUGUAGUCUUCAAACGGAUUGAGCUAUAUAUACGUGUUUACCAGUCGAUUGGUUCCUGUUAAAUGCAGGAUAAUAUUGCAUGACUAGUCUGCGCAGACUCCUAGUUUAGGGAUAGCGUGACUGGUUAAAUAUGCUGACCAUUUCACUUAUUUAGAGAAGUUUCAUCAGUUGUAAAGGAGAGAAAAAGUUCACCAAUCACGGUUUAAUUAUUGUUUCCUGUGCAUGUUAAUUUACUGGAGUUUCACUGCAUUUUUUCUACUUCUAUGUAUGUAAAUGUGAUAACCUGUACUUUAUGCAAAGUUCUACGCGGAUAAUUCAGUUAGUCGGUUAGCAGACAUGCUUAUUGGCUUUCUGUUCCAAGAUAUAUAGUCAAUCAAUAACCUGGAUUUACUGAGUGGCUUUUCAAGUUGCUGCACCACACAUCCCACCCAGUGGGUGACAAAAGGUUAUAAGAAAAGGACGUAAACAACGAAGCAGUGAUGUCUCACAAAAACACGGAUUUUGUCAUAGCAAAAUUUGAUUAUAAAGCAUCAGAUGGUCACGAACUCGGUAUUCAAAAAGGUGAAAGAUUAACGCUCAUUGACGACAGUCAGCAUUGGUGGAAAGUGAUGAAUUCUUUCGGAAAUACAGGCUAUGUGCCCAGUAAUUAUGUUAAGCGCUCAAAGCAGGGUAUAUUUUCAAGUUUACGAAAUACUUUGGGACGUCGAAAAAGUCGACAAGAAGGCACGACGAGUACCAGACAGUCAAACCCUUCUUCACCCACGCCAGAUGGAAGCAAUGGUUUCGCAGCCUUCGAUUUAAGACAUGAGAGUGCUGAGUCUCUUGGUGCAAAAGCUCGCGAAACAUCUGGAUCUACAAGUAUGCUAAGCCCACCUAGCCAAGCUUUUGCAGAUAUGCGACUUCAUGAUGGAAUGCCUAAUACAUUUCCCACUUCUUUACAUAGUCAAACAUCUACCCAACUUGGUGAAAGGUUUCAAGAUGCAAACAAAACAGUUGAUAAUGAAUCACUCAGUUGGCUCUCAAAAUCUGACGCUAAACAAGUGUAUCCUCAGCAUUCCACUGGGAAUAUUUCUAUACCUAAUUAUCAAAAUGGACAUGGUACUUUAAAUACAUCCUUAACACCAUUUCAACAAAGUAGUAUGAUAACAGGAAAUUUAGAUAAUGCAUCUUAUUUCGGUACUGGAACUGGUUUGGGUCGUCAAAUUUGUCAGGCACGUUUCAAUUAUCCAGCUUGUCAACCAGAUGAAUUAUCAAUUGAAAGGGGUGAUAAAAUACGUGUUUUAGAAAAAAGUUCGGAUGGUUGGUGGCGUGGAAUUUUGAUUACUGAAGGUAAACCACAACGAAUGGGAUGGUUCCCAUCAAACUAUGUAACAUUAGAUUUAUCGAAAAAUUUGAAUAGAUCUGGGAGUAGCUCACAACCGAGUAUUUUGAAUUCAAGUUCACUUAGUCGGGAUACUGGAAAUAAUUUAUCUUCAACAAAUGUUCCAAGUGCACAAGCUCAAUUACAGGCUCAGUAUUUAGCUCAUCAUUAUUAUGAACAACAACAACAACAACAACAACAACCACAAAAUCAACAUCAUCACAAACAGCACUCCAUGAAUAUCAUUUCUAAUACAGAAAACCACCAGCCACAACAACAGCAAUCGUCACAGUCGUUGUUGCUUAGUAGUGGUAAUAUUAAUAAUGAUGUUACUAAUCAACCAUUUCAUAGAGGUCAACAACUACAGCAGCAGCAACAACAACAACAACAUCAACGUGAAACUGUUCUUACUCUCUAUCCAUUUGUACGUAAUCAAGUAGAGGAAUUAUCAUUUAGUGCAAAUGAAAUUUUAGAAGUCCUGGAUAAACCUCCCGAUGAUCCAGAUUGGUGGCGUUGUCGUAAUAAUCGUGGUGAAAUUGGUCUAGUCCCCCAGAAUUAUGUACGUGUGCUAACAACGCCAUCGUUGGCUAUUGCUACUGGUGGAUCGAAGAAGCUAUUUAGUUCAGAUCAUAAAGCCUUAUCAUCAUCACCCUGUCAAACUGAUGUGAAUUUUAAUCAUUCUUCCUUACGAAAUGAUCAAUUAUUGCCAACCGCGAAUUCAAAUUAUCCAUAUACAAGUAAAUUACAGUGCACAGAUGGAGAAGCAUUGAGAUUAAGUUAUGCUACACAGUCGAGUACAGGUCGUUUACACGCAGAUCGCCCAUGGUGUUGGGGUAUUAUUUCACGUGCUGAUUGUGAAGAAAUGCUGGGAAAAUAUUCUCUCCCAGGGGAAUUUAUCGUUCGAGAUAGUGAAUCUCAUCCGGGUGAUUUGACUGUAACUAUAAAUGCUGGUAAUAAGGCGAGAAACUUCAAAGUACACGUUGAAAAAGGUCAAUAUCAUAUUGGUCAGAAAGUAUUCGCCUGCAUUGAUGAUCUUAUUGAACAUUAUCGUACACAUCCAAUAUUUAAAAAUGAUCAAGAACAACAUUAUCUUACACGUCCGUUUGUUCAUCCAGGCAGUACUACUUCAUCUUCUAAUACUGCUGCUGGUGGUGUUGGUGCUACUGCCUCCUCUAUGAAUACUACUCCGACAAAAAGUAACGCUGUAGCAUCAACUUGUUUCUCUCCAAUUGGUGUUGGUAGCAGCAGUAGUAAUAAUAGUACUAGUGCUGGAACGUAUAAUCAGUCUAUUUCAGCUACACACAGUCGAUUUUCUUAA
Molecule: messenger RNA, 6576 nt
Organism: Trichobilharzia regenti
Lineage: Eukaryota; Metazoa; Platyhelminthes; Trematoda; Strigeidida; Schistosomatidae
Source: the annotation of a GenBank genome assembly